UAGCCGAAGGGAGGGGGCGCCGGGCGGAGGCAGGGCGGGCGCAGAUCGGCAAGGCGUGUACGCGGGAGGCGCCGAGCUUUUGCCGAGGCCCGGAGCGCAGAGGUUCCCGGCGAUGCCGCCGGAGUGCGAGAGAAGUCCCAAGAUGUGACUGGAGGGGCUUGCGGUGGCUUGCGGACGAUGCUCGCCCUCCUGGGCGCGACAGCCCUGGUGCUGGUCGCCGGGACGCCAUGGGUGUUGCCCGCAGCCGGAGGUGGAAUAAAUCUAAACUGCUCUCAAAAUUUAGAGGUCAACAUCAUAGAUGACAAUGUUACCCUAAAGUGGAACAGGAGAGAUGAGUCUGUCAGGAACACGACUUUUUCAGCAGAUUAUGAAAAACCUGAGACGGAUAAUUGGAUAAGAUUGCCCGGGUGUCAACAUGUCACAGGUACCGAAUGCAGCUUUUCUUUACCCGUGCUGAAUGUUUUUAAAGAAAUUAAAUUUCGUGUAAGAGCAGAACAAGGAAUCACUUCUUCAUGGUGUGAGGUUAUUUCAAUUACACCAUUUGCAAAAGCUCAGAUUGGUCCUCCAGGAGUACAUUUAGAAGCUGAAGAUACAGCAAUAAUAGUAAAGCUCUCUUCUCCUGGAACAAAAGAUAGUAUCAUAUGGGCUUUGGAGGGUUCAAGCUUUCUAUAUAGCUUAGUUAUCUGGAAAAAUUCUUCAAGUGUAGAGAGAAGGACUAAAAAUGUUUAUCCCAGAGAUACAAUUUAUGAACUCUCACCAGAGACUACUUAUUGUUUAAAAGUUAAGGCAGAAAUACUUGUGCUACGGAAAGUUGGGGUCUACAGUCCGGUGUAUUGUAUAAAUACCACAGUUGAAAAUAAAAUUCCUCGACCAGAAAAUUUAGACGUCAGUGUUAAAAAUCAGAGAUAUGUUCUUAAAUGGGAUCAUGCAUUUGCAAACGUGACCUUUCGAGUUCAGUGGCUCCAUGCCUUUGCCAAAAGGAAUCCUGGGAGUCAUUUAUAUCAAUGGAAACAAAUAACUGACUGUGAAAACAUCACAACUACCCAGUGUGUCUUUCCUCAAAAUCUUUUCCUAAGAGGAAUUUACUAUCUCCGUGUACAAGCAUCUGAUGGAAAUAACUCAUCCUUUUGGUCUGAAGAGAAGAGAUUUGACAUUGAAAUAAUAAGUAUCAUACAUCCUCCCAUCAUUAAUGUGAAAUCCACCAGUGACUCACUGCGCAUCUACAUGGACGCUCCCCAAGAUUCUGAAAACGAGCCCGUGAACCAGCACGUCCCACUAAGCUAUGAAAUUAUUCUGUGGAAAAACACUUCAAAUGCUGAGAGAAAAAUUCUAGAGAACAAUCGUGAUUUCACUAUUCCUCACUUGCAACCGCUGACUGUAUAUUGUCUCAAAGCCAGAGCACACCUUGUGGAUAAAAAACAGAAUAAAAGCAGUAUUUUUAGUGAUGCUGUGUGUGAGAAAACAAAACCAGGAAAUUCUUCCAAGAGCUGGCUUAUAGCUGGCAUUUGCCUUGGGUUAUUUGCUCUCAUAGCUGUCGUGUAUUUUGUGAAAGUCCUCCAGAAAGCCAUCACUUAUGUGUUCUUCCCAUCACUUAAACCUUCCUCCAACAUAGAUAAGGUACGUACGUUGCUUUUCUUUGUCAACGUCUAGGAAAUAAACAGGAAUGGUUUGAUUUCAAAAGAACGUUUACGUUUUCUUAAUAUCCAGGGAAAAAAUACAAACUGAUUUGGGUAUAUUCUUCUAAGUUUUAGUAAUUUCACUUUAGAAAUGGCCGUUUAAUGGAAUAACAUAGCUCGGGAUAGUAAGGCUUGUCCUUAAUCUCAUAUUUUUCUAGCAACGUAGAGACUGACUGUGGCAUUUGUUUUACAAUUUAAAGUCUUUAUGAUUCUUCACGGUACAGUCCCCAACGUAACAACGGUUUGACAUAAUUUUUCAACUUUAUGAUGGACUUAUAGGAGUAUUAAACUCAUUUUCAGCUUACAGUAUCUUCAACUCACUGCGGAUUCACUGGGACAUGCCACCAUUGUAAGUCAAGGAACAUCUGUAUCCAAAAGACAAAUAUUCUGUCCAUGUAGAAAGAAUAUUCUUAGGAUGAAAUCGAUAAUAACAUGAAGGUUUUUUAACGUAAUGACACCUCACAGUUUUUUUUUGGUGCUCCUGUGAAGUUAGCCUGUUUAACGCCCGCACUAAAUCCCCAGGGCCUAAGCAUAGAAUCUGACCGGGGAGCCACACGCAUGUGCUCACCCAGGUGAGUUUCUGGUUCCCUUCAGGGACAGUGAACUUGAGUAAAUCGCCUGAGGGUAGUUGAGUACCUACCCCUAGACUAACUAUAAAAUAUAGCCAGUAAUACUACCCCAUGAGGAUGUGGAAAUCUUAGGAGGAGUUGAAAUAAUAAUAAUGUCGCCCCAAGGAGUUGUACAGAACAAAGGAGAUAAACCGUAAGUUCUCGCACUCUAAACAUACCCAGUAUGUAUUAACUAUUUUACUCUUAGACUUCUGAGUUUUUUUAUAUUCCUCUAUAUUCUUAACAUUCAUAGUUGUUGUUUAAAAUACAGACGUAAAACUAGCCAGAUAUAACAACUAAUUUUUAUUAUUAGUUAAACUUGAAGAAAUGAAUUUCUCACUUGUGCGUCUCCUGGAUAUCUGUGGAUUAAAUAUAAAAUGUUUUAUCAUUUUA
Molecule: messenger RNA, 2677 nt
Organism: Otolemur garnettii (small-eared galago)
Lineage: Eukaryota; Metazoa; Chordata; Mammalia; Primates; Galagidae
Gene: IFNAR1
Product: interferon alpha and beta receptor subunit 1
Exons: 10
Coding region: 178-1650 (490 amino acids)
Molecular function (GO): protein binding
Source: RefSeq, a predicted model, not a curated record